GUAGAGAGACGCCUGAGCGUAGAGUCAAAAACUCUGGAAGGCGGGUCACCGCUGGCAGCUUUAAACAGAUUAGGCAUUAUUUCCCCACCAGCAGAACAAGGUGUAAACUGCUAUUUGUGUGGGCAGAUCUUUUGGGUACACACACUGUGACCUCGGGGUCGUGAUGGAUGACCUUUAGUGUGUGACCCCCCUGGAUACGUCAGCUGGUUCUGGAUUUCAUUAGUUGUUGUUUUGUUUUGUAACUAUGCUCUGUUUCCUGGUACUAUCAUCGGUAGCUGUUGUGAGGGAGAUUUUCUUCCGAUGGAAACUGUCGAGUCAUUGAGACGAAUGUUUCUUCAAAGUGGGCUUUAAAAUUGAUGAACCAAACAACUUUCCUUUAGGAGUCCAAAAGGAAACGAGAAUACUUAAUAACAAGGGAGUCUACUUGCUGCCAGGAAACUGAAACUCCCAGAUUCAAGAGCAGCAACCAUCCAUCAUCUAACUCUGACAGCUUGAGAGUUACCAUUCUUUUCGCCUUCCCUAGAUUUCUGACACGUUUGGGGGAUAAAUUCUUUUAAUGAGAUCCUGUCCAAACUGUCUUCUUCUAGCCGAGGAGAGAAAAAACGAAUAGAAAAGUUACCGGGGAUAAUGUUACGAAACUAUUUGAUUGGACUUAACGUUUUCUGCACAAUGAACUUUUGUUGGAGCAGUUCGGAGAUAAAACAUCUGUUGCCACUUUAGCACUUUUUUGUGUUGGUGUGUGAAAGGGAAAGACAGCAGUCUCGUCUUGGAUGUCUGACAUCGCAAACUUGUCUAUUGAUUCGUCCUGGUCUCAAACAAACGUGAAGGCUAAUUCAGGGUUGAGUAACUCGAUCGUCGAUUGUUCUGCCUACUUAUCUGCCCUUGUCAGCCAUUUGAGAGGGGGGAAAAAAGGCAAUUUUUUUCCCUUGGCCUGCGUUCAUUAAAUGUCAGUAGUGCUAUUCCACACAUGCUGAGCAACCAAUUGAUAAAACAAUCACUGGACGCCAUCUUGGGCACUGAAUCGUCUUCUUUUAUUAAAAGGAUAGCAUCUUCAAAGAUUGAAGGUAAACCAUUUGUUGGACCAGGGAAGCGUUGAGUUGUUUGCAUAUAGAAAUCAAUUACGUAUCUGGAUGAGUCAUAAUAUCUUAAGGAAACAACCAGAAUAUAGUAAAACACACACACACACACCACAAAACACCGCACAAUUGUCAUUACCAGUCAAGACCACCCCACAGAUUAUAUUGUUUAAAGGCUAAUCCUAGGUCAACAGCAAGUUAUCAUUUGAAAUUAUUUAUGUCCUCAUUCCUAGUUUCAGUUUUAAAGUUCAGCAACGUGUGCUCUAAAUACACCCACGUAUCAUCAAUAACUGGAGAGAGUUUUGGCUUGCACUUGCAAUAGAUCAAAUCUUGUACACCUGACACCUUUCCCAGUACAACUGCACCAAGCUCUUGUCAAUCAAAGUUUCUGCCAUCAGUUGCAAACAAUCAGGUAAGACUACUUCUCACGAUUCAUCAGGCUGACAAUGAUAAUUAUUGCAUUUCACGCCCUUGGCUUGACUUGCCAUGACGUCAAGCCAGGAUUUCAAUCAUUGAGAAGCACAUUUGGAGUGAAUACUUUGUGACUUAUUGUGGCAGUCUUUUUGACCUUCUGAAUUUAUUUCAAUGGCUUCGUAGCAAGUUGUGUGUAUGUAGGACAAAAAAUGACUGUUUUCAAAGGCAUUUAUUAUCAAUCGGGACAUGGGAGGUGGUGAGAAAUGUAGUACCAUCUUUAAUAAUCCCCCUAACAUGAGGCGCAGUUUCCGCCGCUGGUUUCGCUCCUGCUCCAUAGCUUUUCCGGCAGUCCUAUUCCUCUACGUCACUGUCUUUCACAACGGCUUUCUCUUUGCGGCCAUCACUUACGGAACCGGACCUCUGGAUGACGUCAUCGCCAACAGCAAUAAAGGUUUCCGUAAGCUGCUGGAGGAGGGUCUCUUAGAGAGGGACCGGUACAACGGGACGGUGCCCGUUCAUCGCCUUCCCCAAUCUAUUAUUAUUGGGGCGAGAAAGUGUGGCACUCGGGCUCUGAUAGAGUUCCUUGAGCUGCACCCUCAGAUCAACUCACCCACGGACGAAAUGCAUUUUUUCAGCAAUGACACGAACUACAAAAUGGGUCUGGACUGGUACCGCAAAAAGAUGCCGCUGUCCUAUCCAGACCAGAUCACCAUCGAGAAGACGCCGAGGUACUUUAUCUCCAAGAUCAGCCCGAGCAGGGUGCAUCGCAUGAACAGCUCCGUCAAGCUGAUCGCGAUUUUGCGGCACCCCACCACUCGGGUCAUCUCCGACUACACCCAGAUCUGCGCCAACAAAAUGGCCAAGAACGAGACGGCCGAGGCGUUUGAAUACUUGGCCUUAAACCGCCAGACGGGCCAUAUUAAUCCAGAGUACAGGGCCAUAAAGAUAAGUAUGUAUCACCUGCACAUCGCAAGGUGGCUAGAGCUGUUUCCCCUCAAACAGCUGCACAUUGUGGAUGGUGACAAUCUUAUUGUGAAUCCCCUGGAAGAGAUUAGGAAGGUAGAGACAUUUCUGAACUUGCCUCACCGCAUCAGCAAAGACAGUUUAUAUUUCAACAACACUCGAGGCUUCUACUGCAUGCGGAAAACGAAAAACGGACCCGAAAAAUGUUUGGGCGCCAACAAGGGGAGAAAACACGCGAACAUUAGUGAGAAAAUCAUUCACAAAUUGGAUAAGUUUUUUAAGCCACAUAAUGAGAGGCUGUUUAAACUUAUUAAAAGACGAUUCAGGUGGAGGUGAUAAUUCUUAGGAAUUGUAUAACAUGUUGCCAACUGCCCUCAUUUUUUUCAUGUUGCCAAUUUGUUUUUUAAGGAAUGUCGAUUUUUUUCUUUAUAUCCUUUGGUGCUGAAUGUUCACGAAAAAGUGCAAUACUAAAUGCUAUAUACAUUUUUUUGGUUUUGUACAUAUUUAUAGGUACAAAAGUUUUCAUCAGUAUUGAUUUUUGUCUAUAGGCCUAUUUAAUUUGUUUGUUUUUUUAAUUAGCAGAACUCUACGCAAAUACAACUGAAGUUGGCAUGGGGUGGUGUUGUAAGAUAUCCUUUAGCCUCCGCAAAAUCUUAGAAAUAUUCAUUCUGAAGUUCAUUCUGGUUGAUCUUAUGAUGUAUAUAUCUAUAUACAAUACACACCGGCUUUGUCCGUUUAUUUGUGAGAUUCCAAUAACCCCCCCCCCCCCCCCCGAUACACACAUUCACAUACUUUAGUUUAUAUAUAUAUAUAUCACCUAUCCUUUAGUCUGGAGAAUCGUUUGGAUACCACACUUUGUCUGUCGACCGUCUUUCGUCAUUUCAGUCUUUUUCCUUGGAUAGAAUGUCAAUGACAGGCCCGUCCAUUCUUUGACGUUGUCUCCCUGUCGCUUUUUCUGUCUGCCUCAUCUUCUUUUCCCUGGUACUGUUCCCUUUAGGAAUGUCUUUGUGAGCUCUGAGAACGUUGUGAUAUGGCCAUACAGUUCAGUUUGCUUUACAGUGGUUAACAAGUCACCAUGCGACCCUGUUCCCCGCUGUGAUCCUGUUCUUAAUAUCUACAUUGGCGAUGCGCCAAUGUAGGUGAUACCUAGGAUCUUUCUGUAGCAUGAUACCAGGAUCUUUCUGUAGCAUGAUACCUAGGAUCUUUCUGUAGCAUGAUACCAGGAUCUUUCUGUAGCAUGAUACCAGGAUCUUUCUGUAGCAUGAUACCAGGAUCUUUCUGUAGCAUGAUACCAGGAUCUUUCUGUAGCAUGAUACCAAGAUCUUUCUGUAGCAUGAUACCAGGAUCUUUCUGUAGCAUCUAUAUUCCAUCCUCCCCUCUAGUUCUGCAAUCAGCGUCCAAGAUUCGAAAGCCUAUAAGAAUGUGGCCAUGGCCGGGGAGCGCAUCAGUCUGAUUUUAGCGUCUAGGGUUAUGCCUUUGUCUUACCAGAUUGUUUUGAGUUUUGCAAGGGCUGCUGUGGAUCAGGUUUGGUUCCUUCGUCUGAAAGCAUAGCUCCGAGGAAGCCUAAUUAAAACUACUGACACUUGUCAGCUUUUCGUCUCCAAUACUGAUAUCCCUUUUAAAGCCCUGUUGGCUAUUGGUCAUCAUAUGCUACGGAAGUCUUGUCUAUGGCAUCACCAAGUCAGCUAAUUAUUCCUCUGACCAUGCUAGACCAUCUAUGUCAACCACAUAGCACAAGUUAGCACUUCUUCCUCCAAUGCUUACAGUAACUUUGUGACCUUCAAGAGCAUCUUUCAUUAUACUAUCAAGGAAGAUAUGGAACAGAGUUGGUGAAAGUAGACUGCCUUGUCACAUUUCAGCUGUUAUUUGUUAAAGUACACAGCACUAGUAGCCUGCUUGUAGAGGUUCUGGAUUAAGUCUAUUAUGUUUGUAUUUAUGUUGUCCUUUGGCGUUGUCGCCCAGAGUGUCCUAUGUCAUACUGUGUCGAAAGCUUUCUUAAAAUCAAUAAAGACAUGGACAAGAUUUUCUUGGUGUUGGAGGUAUUUCUCACAGAGUAUCCUGAGGUUUAGGAUUUGUUCUGCUGUGCUGCGGCCUUGACAAAAAACUCGCUAGUUCUGAUAUAAUAAUAAGAAGAAGAUGAUUUUACCUUUCUUACCUUUACCUAUCCCUUAGUCUGUUGGACCGUUGGGGCACCAGGCAAGAUUUGUCCACCGUCUUUCUCCAUUCCUACUUUACAGCUAGGCCAAAAUCAAAAGUUUUGUAUUUCAGUUAAUAUUAGCUGAGUGUAAUUCAAUAUUGAAAAGGCCUCAAUGUUAAAACAAAAGGUUGUUUGUUUGUUUUUUUUGUUUAGGCCAAAUACUGCCAUUCCCUUAUUUCACAUGAUCAUAUGCAUACAUUAUCUUAUGUUACUUUAAAAAAGUAUCACUCUGCAAUACACACUGUCACUUAUAAGAAAUACAUUGGGUUUAUUCCUAAGGUUAAAUAAGUCUCUAUGUUCCACUUCUGCUAUGUUUAGACAGAACCCAAAGUGAAUAUUUAAGUUGUGCUGGAAAGAAUUGUUUUUAAUUUGACUCUCAAUGCAAUCACUAGAUUGAACAAAAUAAAUUAUAGUGGUGCUACCAUUGUCCACAUUGAUUUCUCUUAAUGGAAAUCUAUUGCCAUUGUGUUGUCUAGUCACUGCCAUUUUGUUAGAGACAUUUUUUUUUAAAAGACAUAUAGUACAGCAACAGUGUUUAAACCAGCGGUUCUCAACCUUUUUAGCUCUGCGUCCCCCUAAUACAAUUUUCCACUUGGCUGCGACCACCAACCAUGAACCUUUUUCGUUCAUUGGCUUAAGCAAAUGUGAUUUAGCUAGUGUUAAAUUUUCUUCACUAUGUGAUUAGAUCUUUUCCAUAGAAAUGUUUCAUCUUGCAAUGGUGUUACAACUCAUUUGAUGGACAGUAAUUUCAGAUGUUGAAAAAGUAUUCUGCAACAACGGAGAUGUGGUCCGCAAUAAAUAUUUUCGAAUAACAAUUAUAAAAAAACAAAAAGAAAGAAGUAACUGCCAAUUAAAAUCACGCCUACGUUCAAUGAUGAUACAUUCACUUCAAGUAUCCUUCGUAUCCCCUGGCUAUAUGUCAGUGCUCUUAGAUCUAUCUUGGUUAUUCCCACUUUUAUUUUAUUGAUACUUGACAAUUGUUUCAUAAUUUGUUUAAUAAUAAUAUAAUCUGAAUAAUUUCCCAAUUCUACAGCUUUUAAAAUGUAAAUGUAUAUUGACUAAGUACAAAUAUGCUUGUUACACAUUAGAGACACACACAAUAUAUAUAUAUAUAUAUAAACUUCAGAUGAAAAAUAGCCCCUCUUAAAAAAUAUCAAUUUUCAGAUGUUCUUAGGCAAGUCCUCGCAAAUAGUCAUGCGAUCCCCCAAAGGGGUUGCCACCCACAGGUUGAGAACCCCUGGUUUAAACUGAGGAAGUUAACCAUGUCAAUAAAACUGAGACUAUUUGAGACUAUUUGGAAACUGUAAACAUAAUGAUGUUAUUAUUUGUUUUGUUUAUUUUGAAACAAUUACUUAUGUGGCUAUGGACUGGCCUAACUCCUAGUCAGACUAGUUGAAUGUCUAUGUACUAGCAGAUCUGUAUGGUUUAAGAAAGGGGGGUUGGGAAUAGUUGUUCAAAAAAAACUGUAAACACCAUUCUCAAAUUGAAAUAGAGUGAAAACUCUUUAACUACUUUAUGACACAAUAUCUUAUAAUAAAAUGUUUACGGGAAUUUCUUAGUAAUUACAUACACACAAGAGAUUUUGCCUUGUUUUUUUGUAUUUUUGUUUCAGAAAAAGUCCAUUUAUUUUUGUUUUAUUUUUGACUUUCUUUUCUCUUUUAAUUUCCACUUUCUCUAGUCUACCUUAAGUUUUCACUUGACAGAUUGUUGUCAGUUUAAAAAAUAAUUAUAUCUUUGUGUCAUUUCUUACACUAUUCACACUGACGUCCCAUUCAGAGAAUUGGGAAACAACAAUGUUGUAUGUAGCCUCGGAGGCUAAGUAAUAGAGAAAAAACAUUAAGCUUAUUUAUAAACAUAUUUUUCCAGCUUUCAAUGACCAAUGUAUAAAUGUUAGACAUUUCUAAAGGUAAAAUCCUUUAAAACUCAUUACACUAACAUCAUCUAUUAUCCUUAUUUAUUAUAAAGCUCAAUUGAAUUGUAAUGUAAAUGUGACCCUGUUGAAAGCAUUUAGUCUUGUGAAAGUUUGGAAUUCAAGAAAUGUUUAUGUAUUAAUGAAUAUUACCCUUCAAAUUGCAAACUCCCAUAAUCCAAGUGGAAUAGCGUGCAGUCACGGUAUGGUGUACACCCAUCUAGUCACUUUUAAAAAUGACUCCUACAAAGGGCAGUCACUGCUAACUAGUCAAUAUAGGUUUUGACUGGAGACAAAAACCUUGGAAAUAAUAUUCUGAUCACAAACGUCUAAUCCUUUAGUACACAGUACCAUUGUAAAUGCACAAUAACAUGUCAAUGACAUACCUUUAAAUACUAAAUGUCUACUUUGUAACAAUAAAGACCAUUUGUUUUUUGCUUUGAUAAUUUGUUGUCCUUAAACUAACUAUAAAAACCUAUUGAGAAAUGCCUUUUUCAUUUAAAAAUAUUCUUCAUGCUGAAUGUAUGCAUUUGUAAACUCUUAAGAUGCUUAGAAAGUCAGAAUUGUAGAGCAAAGAUAAAAUAGCUAACAAAAAAUCUAUUAUCCCCCUCUAGUUAUGCCAUCCGGCCAAGUUGUUUCUUUUUAGGCUGAGCUUUUCUUUUUUAAGGGAGUGGAGGUGAAAAUAGGGAACAUUGAUUAUGUAAAUAAACAAAUAUUAUGUUUAGUUGAAAUGGUUAAGUGGCAUUGACAAUUUGGUGUAGCAUAAACUCCGGUGAUAAGCUGCAAGUUAUGAGCACUAUGCUAUGACUGUAACAACUUAAGAUUUUUUUCUCUGACCAAACGGUCUGUGCAGCCUUGUAUAAAAUUUCAACAAAUACCCAGAAAGUGCAGCUGAGAGCAAUUGUCAAUGCUAAAAAAGUUACUCUCCAUAUAGGACAAAUUUUUCUUUUUGUUGUUUUGUUUUUAAGAGAUGACUAGUCACUGUAUUAAGUUUUAUAAGUUUCUAACUCUAAGCUCUUAAAAACUUCCCACAUAGCCAUUAUGUGUGAAAUGACAACAAUGUAAGCUUGUAUGUUGAUACAGCACAUGAAAUGUGUAGUUAGCACUCACUGUAUUCUAAAUGUAUGUAUUUCCUUGCACUAUGUGCAUGAACACAUCCAACAAUGUCAAUAGAAGCACACUAGUACAUUUAUGUUUGCUAAGGUGAAGUGGUGUAUAGAAGUCAUAUUUAUUGUACUAAUAUUUGACAGCAUUGAAUCAUUGUAUGUUGCAUUGAUUAUAUGCAUUUAUUAUUGAUUAAUAAAAACAAGGAAAAAAAUACAAAAUUAUUUACAUAAUUGAACAGGAAUUAUUUUUCUUUCUCUGAAUUCAUAAAAAUGUAAAAUGAACUCUGCACUCCUUCCCACUGGAUUUGACUCUUUGAAGAGAACAAUGAAAUUAUGGAAGAUCUCUUCAUGUCCAUCAACAUGGAGUAACAAAGAUGUUGGAACCCUUCAGAGAACACCUUGUCAAAUUUAUAGAAAUUAUUUUUAAGCAAGUAUUUCAUUAUAAUAAGGGCAUCAUGACAAGAGCUAUUUCAGCUCAAGAGGGUUAUAAAUAAUUGCACUAAAAAUGGCUGUAAAGAGAUGACUGUCAAAGUUCAUUAUGCCUACUGCUCCAUUACACUCUCUCAGCAAAUCUCUAUUUCAACAAAAUCCACAACAGAAAAUACACUAGUGAAUAGCACUAUAAUUCUAGUCUAUUCUUUCCAGCUUAGUUUAUGCUUCAACUGUUGGUAUGUGUUUUUUCAACAAAAAAAAAUUGUUUUAUCCAGAUUUCUAUAUCAUACAAACAAAUAAAAAACAAAAAAAUAAUAUUUUUUUUUGCAUUUAGUGUUCUGCAAA
Messenger RNA from Biomphalaria glabrata, 8442 nucleotides. RefSeq names its product heparan sulfate glucosamine 3-O-sulfotransferase 5-like. NCBI's taxonomy places the organism in Eukaryota, Metazoa, Mollusca, Gastropoda, Planorbidae. The transcript is spliced from 4 exons. Bases 1737 to 2789 code for a protein of 350 amino acids. The record is from RefSeq and is a predicted model, not a curated record. Gene Ontology annotation, molecular function: [heparan sulfate]-glucosamine 3-sulfotransferase activity.